This is a messenger RNA of Planococcus citri (citrus mealybug), 1761 nucleotides long. Its product is annotated as mediator of RNA polymerase II transcription subunit 22-like. Gene Ontology annotation, cellular component: mediator complex. The record is from RefSeq and is a predicted model, not a curated record. Gene Ontology annotation, molecular function: transcription coregulator activity. NCBI's taxonomy places the organism in Eukaryota, Metazoa, Arthropoda, Insecta, Hemiptera, Pseudococcidae. The transcript has 2 exons. The coding region runs from base 154 to 579 and encodes 141 amino acids. Gene Ontology annotation, biological process: regulation of transcription by RNA polymerase II.
UUUUUAUCAAUUUUGCAAAAAAAUAGAAAAUAUAGAAAAUUAAAUUCGUUGACUGUUUCUCCCAACUGUUUUUAGCUCUCAUUUAUUCUUAUUUUUCCGUAUUUCACUCAAUAAUCUCUUCAAUUCGCCUAUUUGGAUACUGUUUCUUGCAUAAUGAAUCCUACCAGAGCGUUACCUCAAAGCAAAGAAGCUUUACUGAAGUCUUAUAAUAGCCGGCUCAAAGGCGACGUGAAAUCGAUGCUAGAUAAUUUCGAAGAUAUCGCCAAGCUUUGUAAAACGGAACACGAUAUACAAAUCUCUCGUAUGACGCAGUGUGAACUCGAUGCUUACGAAAUGCAAGUUCGAUCAGCUAAUAUGGUCAGAGCAGCUGAAUCUCUCUUGAAAUUAGUAUCCGAUAUAAAGCAGUAUCUAAUUCUGAACGAUUUUCCUUCGGUCAACGAAGCCAUCACGCAAAACUCGAAGGUGUUUCGUGCCAAACAAGCUGAAUGUGAUCAAAAGCUAAUGAACCUGAGAGACGAUAUGGCUGCCGAUGUCCAUGAUUUGGAAGAAGAUUAUUAUACUUCGAAUUAUAAAUGUUGAAAAUUUAGGACGUGUUUCAUCGAAGUGCUUUUCCUCAAACAGCUGCGUCAAUCGGUACGAAAAACAACAAACAUGAAAGAAUAAUCGAUGAAUAUCAAUGUAUAAAGCGAUGUACCAAAGGUAUUUUUUUGGGGGAGGGGGGAAAGUUUGAUCUCAAUGAGGAGGGCUAGCCUAUUUGUAACCCAGCGAUCGCCAGGAGCCCCGAGACACAAAUGGAUCCUCGGGCCCUAUAUUUGAAAGCGUUUGCUCUAACUUAGCGCAAACCUUUAUGUUUUUUGUUUUUUUUUUCAAAUCGUAAUAAUUUUUAAAAAAUCUCAUUUAAAUUUUAAAGAACUGUUCAUACCAAAUAAAAUAAAAUACACUUUUUACCUGAAAAAACAUUGUUUUUUUCACUUCUCGAAACAAGUUUUUGCCCUCGCUUCGCUCAGAUCUGUUAGCUUUUCAUCAUUUUCCAAAAUUGAAAUUUUAAAAAAAUCAACAUUCAAAUUUCAAAAUGCUCUGGUCAGAAAAAAUUAUAAAACUUGAAAAUCAUUCAAAUUUUGCCAAAAAAAAAUUAUGAGAAAGAAAUGGUCCAAAACUCUUUUAUGAAAAUAUGCACAUCAACCUUACAGACUGUCGAUGAACUAACUGAGGAUUUUCGGCGGAGUAAAAUCCAGAUGAAACAGUCGAACCAUCAUUUUCAAAUUUCAAAUAAAACAACACCGCAAAUUGUUUCGAACAAAUGUAAUCUAUCGCAUUUAUCCACAAAAAGAAAAGUAAAACAAGGAAAAGCAAGCUUUUACGAGAGACAAUUGAGACAAAAAAACAGUAAAAUUAUUACAAUACAUAAAAUGCUCGUCGUAUUAAUAUUAUUAGGUUCACGUAUUAACAUCACAAUAAAUCAAGACUAGAAUAAAAUCUCUUUUUACGAAUGUCGCGAAUAAAUUAGAGUAGAAAUAAAUAAUUAUAGAUUAUUCGCUAAAAUUACACAUUAAAAUACUUGGGUUUUAAAAAUUGGAAAAAAAGUAAAGAACAUACCAAACGUACUACCAUUAAAUACAAAGCCAAUAACAAAACGAGAAUGACGUUUGCGCGCGCGUUUUUUUUCACCAUAAAAAAGUUUAUAGAAUACAAUACUCAAAAUAGUGGUAAAGUUUUUCACAUCAAACCGUAAUUAAAAUGCAACUUCUUAAAAAAUAAUAA